CGCGCGUGCUGUGUCGCGCGUGCGUGCACGUGUGGCUCCGCCUCCUCCGGUCUCGCCGCGAAGCUGCUGAGGUUGAACUUCCCGCCUGGCCACAGCGAUGUUGCACGCCCUGCCUCGGCAGUGAGGGGACAGGAGCGUCCCAGGCUUCUCCACUCUUGUUGGCGGCGUCGCGCCCAGAGUCGCCAUGUCCACGGGGUUCUCCUUUGGGUCUGGGACUCUGGGCUCCACCACCGUGGCCCCCGGAGGGACCGGCACAGGCACCGGGUUCUCCUUUGGGACCGGCACGUCUAGCACACCUUCUGUGGGGCUCAACUUUGGAACUCUCGGAAGCUCCGUCACCCCAGCAUCUACAUCUGCUUCUGCCAGUGGUUUUGGAACAGGACUCUUUGGAGCUAAGCCUUCCACUGGGUUCACUCUAGGAGGAGCAAGUUCAGGAACACCAGCUACUACAUCUGCAUCUACAACAGGCUUCAGUUUAGGAUUCAGUAAGCCUGCAGCAUCUGCCACACCGUUUGCCUUGCCUGGCACUUCUACCUCAGCUAGUGGUCUCACUCUUUCGUCUGCUCUGACAUCCACUCCAGCAGCAUCCACGGGAUUUACUCUAAAUAACUUGGGAACAACACCAGCCACAACUACAACAGCAUCAACAGGACUUUCUUUAGGGGGAGCCUUAGCUGGUUUGGGAGGUUCACUUUUCCAGAGUGCAAACACAGCAACAUCGGGUCUUGGACAAAAUGCUUUAAGCUUGUCUUUGGGAACUACAGCACCUACUUCAACGGCAGGCAACGAAGGCCUUGGUGGUGUAGAUUUUAGUACCUCAUCAGAUAAAAAGAGUGAUAAAACAGGAACAAGACCAGAGGAUAGUAAAGCGCUGAAAGAUGAAAACCUGCCUCCUGUCAUCUGUCAGGAUGUUGAAAAUCUCCAGAAAUUUGUCAAAGAACAAAAACAAGUCCAAGAAGAAAUUAGUCGAAUGUCUUCCAAAGCGAUGCUUAAAGUCCAGGAAGACAUCAAGGCACUGAAGCAGCUGCUGUCAUUGGCUGCCAGUGGGUUGCAGAGGAACACCCUCAAUAUCGACAAAUUGAAGUUAGAAACGGCUCAGGAGUUAAAGAAUGCUGAGAUAGCUUUAAGAACCCAGAAAACACCACCUGGACUUCAACAUGAAAAUACAGCUCCUGCUGACUACUUCAGAGUCUUGGUUCAGCAGUUUGAGGUACAGCUUCAGCAGUACAGGCAGCAGAUUGAAGAACUAGAAAAUCAUCUUGCCACUCAAGCAAACAAUUCACAUAUAACUCCUCAAGAUUUAUCAAUGGCUAUGCAGAAAAUUUAUCAAACAUUUGUAGCUUUAGCUGCACAACUUCAAUCUAUUCAUGAAAAUGUCAAGGUGCUUAAAGAACAGUACCUCAGCUACAGAAAAAUGUUUUUGGGUGAUGCUGUAGAUGUGUUUGAAGCCAGGAGAACGGAAGCCAAGAAGUGGCAGAAUGCACCCAGAGUUACUACUGGACCUACUCCUUUCAGCACCAUGCCAAAUGCAGCAGCCGUUGCCAUGGCUGCAACACUUACACAGCAGCAACAGCCUGCUACAGGGCCACAGCCAUCUCUGGGAGUUAGUUUUGGAACGCCAUUCGGCUCAGGUAUUGGCACUGGCUUGCAAUCAAGUGGCUUAGGUUCUUCAAACCUUGGAGGAUUUGGAGCUAGCUCUGGUUUCGGAUGCGGCACCACAGGGGCCUCCACAUUUGGAUUUGGAACAACAGAUAAACCCUCAGGAAGUCUUAGUGCAGGCUUUGGCAGCUCAAGUACGUCUGGGUUUAACUUCAGCAAUCCUGGCAUCACGGCAUCAGCUGGUUUGACAUUUGGGGUGUCCAAUCCUGCCUCUGCGGGGUUUGGAACAGGAGGACAACUCCUUCAGUUGAAGAGACCUCCAGCUGGAAACAAAAGAGGAAAGAGAUAAACAUACGGGUCAAUGUGUUGGGAAUGCUUAGCCGGCGCCGCUCAUUCUAUGAUUCUAUUUUUCUAAUGAUGUAGUAAUUGAACUGCAUCUAGGGAGAUUUAUAAAGUUUUGAUAUUCUUACUCUGGAAAUUGAACUUUGUUUGUUUACCUUACCAAACUUCUUUCUUGUGAAUUCAAAAUCCAGUUGUAGUUUUGUUGCUAUUAUUUUUGACUCUCCAUGUAAGAAAUAUUGUGAUUAAAUUGCCGAUUGAUAAUGGUGAAAAAGAUCCAUCAACCUAAAACCUAUGAUUUCUCCUAGUGUUAUAGCAAUGUUUUGUUGCUAAGGUUUAUGCUGUGAGAACAUGCACAUUGGUUUCUUAUGCAGAUAGUAUGAACUCUAGGGCCCGUGCUAGAAGUAGUUUGUUCCUUGACAAGGCCUUUAGAACUGUGCUGCAGGGCAUCUUGUGGAUAUGUAUGUAAUUAUAUAGAGAGUAAUGCACACAAUAUGUGUGCACAUAAAAUAUAUAUUUACACACCUACAACUCUUGCCUCAGACUCUUCUCCUUUUCUAGUGUAUUGAGUUACUCCCUUUAUGCUUCAAGUCCUCAGUGCUUAUAGAAGGAGUAGCUCGGGGUACCUUGUCAUUUCAUUUGUUUACUAGACAUUACUAUUGACAUAAAUAUUUAAUCCAGUCAACUUCAUCGUCCCACUCUUCUGUCUUUCUUUAUACUUGGACCCUUGGUAGUUACUCCAACUGAGGAAUGCUCUAAGGUUCAUCAACAGAUUUUAGAAACCUUUAUUAUUCUAUAUAUUCUCAUGGUACUACUAUGGAAUCUGGAAUCUGUUUUUCAUAAAUGAGAUGGACUUUUAGUUAGGAAUGUAUGUGAACCAGACUGAUGUUCUGGGACAAAGAGCUAUUAAGCCAAAUUGAAUCUAUGCAGGUGAAGGAUGCAAUGCUAAUUCAGUGAGAACUUGUUUAGCUGUUCCAAUACAGAAUUCCUUAUAGGGCUAUUGAGAAACCAAAUGAAGUGGCUUCUCAGCCUCUUAAUAUCUCGAGUGCUUAAUUUGUACUAGAGAAACUGCAUUUUAGGAUAAGUCUUUGUAGCAACUGUAAACUUCCUGGUUUUAAGUGAGUUAGAGUGAGUAGAGUUCCAGGGAGUGCCACAGAGGUAUGUCAGGUUGUGUCUAUGUGACCUCUUGUCUGUGCUGCCAUCUUGGUGUUGAGUGGGUGAAGAACCACUAUAGAAGGAAUUGCCUUAGGACCAUGUCAGCGUGAAAUGUCUUUCCAAUAGUUUUCAGGUGGGAUGAAACCAUGAAAUUGCACAAAAAUAGUUUAAUUUUUUACAUAGAAGGUUUCAUACAUAAUGUUCAUCAGUGAAUAUUUUCAGAAUCAUUUUCACCAAGGCACCUUUUUCUAAAAUAGGUGUGGUGUAUAUAGAUACAUAUACACAUAUAUAUUUUUAGUAUAAUGUUAGUUGGGUUUGAUUAUAAAAGUAUUAUUGGUCUGUUUUAUUUAUCUGCAUAUAACUGGCAUUCCUGAAUUUAAUAAUUGCAUCUUGAUGCAUUGAAAUAAGGAGAGUUAUUUGUCUCUGAGCACUAAACAUGUUUUUAUUUGUAUAUUUUUAUAAUUCUGCAAUCCUCAGUCUAGAUUAUAGGGGAGGAUAAGGAAAAAGGUGUACGUUGGCAUUUUAAAUUAUUAUCAGAGUUACAUAUACCAUUACAAAAAUACUGCUUUGUUGUUUUUUAAGGACAUUGUAUUGUGCUGCAAAUAUCUGAAUAUUUAUAUUUCUCUGGGUUUUUUUUCUUUCUAUACAUUUUCCUGUGUUGAACCACUGGAGACUUGUAACAUUCAUUUGUGGUAGAUUCAGUGUUGUCCUUGUCUCCUUUGUCUUCACCUUGUCCAGAGCCCAUUAUGGAAACAAUAAAGUUGUGGUAGUUGCUUUGAA
Messenger RNA from Peromyscus eremicus (cactus mouse), 3873 nucleotides. It is a transcript of the gene Nup58, whose product is annotated as nucleoporin 58. Gene Ontology annotation, cellular component: nuclear pore. Gene Ontology annotation, biological process: nucleocytoplasmic transport. The transcript is spliced from 15 exons. The coding region runs from base 185 to 1948 and encodes 587 amino acids. The record is from RefSeq and is a predicted model, not a curated record. Gene Ontology annotation, molecular function: structural constituent of nuclear pore. NCBI's taxonomy places the organism in Eukaryota, Metazoa, Chordata, Mammalia, Rodentia, Cricetidae.